Messenger RNA from Poecilia reticulata (guppy), 3639 nucleotides. It is a transcript of the gene pnp6, whose product is annotated as purine nucleoside phosphorylase 6. Lineage: Eukaryota; Metazoa; Chordata; Actinopteri; Cyprinodontiformes; Poeciliidae. Gene Ontology annotation, molecular function: purine-nucleoside phosphorylase activity. Gene Ontology annotation, biological process: nucleoside metabolic process. The record is from RefSeq and is a predicted model, not a curated record. Gene Ontology annotation, cellular component: cytoplasm.
GUUCUCUGCUUUCUAUUACUGUCACAUUCAUUUUCAUUUCCCAACACAUGACUCAGCACUUUGAAUAGUGAAACACAGAACAAGUGAGAGUAAAACUAUACAGCCUGUCUGAGCGCAUCGUCGCGUCAUCUCUUAUUUUGGACCUUAAAAGUCAUAUUCGUUUGCAAUAAUGCUUAACUGAGCUGUGAUUUUCGGCAACAGGUCAAAACUGAUUGACACUGUAGCCUAGCCUGCUGGGGUAUUCAUUCCCUAUGGUGUCUGCUCUCCCCUAUGGUGUCUUCUAAUGGCUUCCCGAAGUUCCCAUGUUAUGUCCUGUAAAACAGAAUUCCAGCUCUGUCUCUGCCACUGUUCGGGUCAGUGAGUAACCAGCGUGGUGGAAAAUAGGAUUUUUUUUUUUUUUUUUUUCAAAGGGAACCGUGAGCUGACUAUGCCCCUCCUCUUCAUCAUAUGUGCACAGACGUCAGCGCGUAGCAUGAUCUCCGGUGCUCCGUCCGCAGGCUCUGUCUCCAACCGGUUUGAUCACCGUGAACUCAACACCGACAGAGCCAGGGCUUUAGCAUCAUAAACACUCGCCUUAUCAGCAGAUUACCAUCGGACAUGGAAGCAGCCUCCUCCAGUCAGUGCAGGUACAGCUAUGAAGAGUACAAAGAGACUGCAGACUGGUUGCUGUCGCAAACAGGGCAUCGUCCUAAAGUGGCCAUCAUCUGUGGUUCAGGCCUGGGCGGUCUGGCCGGGCUGCUAGAUGACAAGAUCAUGUUCCCAUACAGAAAUAUUCCACGUUUCCCCACCAGCACUGUGGAGGGUCAUGCAGGCCAGCUGGUGUUUGGAAAGCUGAACGGCCGUGAAUGUGUCUGCAUGCAGGGUCGAUUCCACUUCUACGAGGGCUACAAUAUUCACACGGUGACAUACCCAGUGAGAGUCUUCUUCCUGCUUGGCGUGGAAAUUCUGAUUGUGACAAAUGCUGCGGGCGGCCUCAAUGGUAGUUACAGUGUGGGAGACAUCAUGCUAAUCAAGGAUCACAUCAACAUGCCUGGCUUUGCUGGUCAGAAUCCUCUGUGUGGACACAAUGACCCAAGGUUUGGAGUGCGUUUCCCUUGCAUGUCUGAUGCGUAUGACAGAGAGCUGAGGGACCUGGCCAAGGAAACAGCGGAGGAGCAUGGCUGUGGGAGCUUCCUCCAGGAAGGCGUUUACUGCAUGCUGGCCGGACCAACGUACGAGACAAUUGCGGAGUGCAGAGCUCUGCAGAAGCUCGGGGCUGACGCUGUGGGUAUGAGCACCGUUCCUGAGGUGGUGGUGGCUCGUCACUGUGGACUGCGAGUUUUGGGUCUGUCCCUUAUCACCAACAAGGUUGUGAUAGAUUAUGACAGCAGUGAAAAAGCAAACCACGAGGAGGUGCUGAAGACAACCGAGCAUCGGGCCACGGACCUUCAGAGGCUUGUCGGUCAGCUUAUCUCUAAGCUCUAACGUCUUCCCAUCAGAGAUCUGCUCUAACAACAAAAAACACUAUAGUUUCUUAGCUUUGAUCAAAAGGUGCAAAUGGGAAAUCUUCAAAAAUACAAAUACACUUUAUGGGCCUGCAUAAUGAUUUUUAACAUUUCAAAGGUUGCAAGCAUAUAAAGAAGGGUUAUAUAUAUAUGUGUGUGUGUGUGUGUGCACAUAAUCUAUUUGCUUGCUAAUGGCACUGCUAAUCCAAGUAUGGUUUAAGAUUUAAGACACAACGUUUGUGCAAGGCUAAAAACAUUGCGAAAGAGGCCCUUUCUAUCAAAUGUUGUUACUUUAACAAGUACCAUGAUCGUCUUUUCAUGUGUACCAAGCAAGAACUGACCCACGAUUAGCUCUGGAACAAGUUUGUUCAGAAAACCAAAGAAAAGUGAAGAAAAUUAUUUUUUAAAAGUUUCAGUUUGUUGUUUUGGAAAACUUCAGUACCUACCGAGACAUUCUGAAUCAGCUUUUCACCUUAUUUUUGUCUUUAAUUUGAUGCCUGUGGAACAUAAAAUAAGUCAGAAUUGAAGGAGAGUCAGAAUUGAAAAUGCUCGUUUUGCACAACUAAAAUUAUGUUUUUUUUCACUAACAAUUACCUGAGCAUCUUUUUGUCACUUGUAAAGUCCAUGGGACCAGAUUGAAAUGAGAAUCUAUUAACUUUAAAAAAAAACAUCUUUGAUGACCUGUUUAACUUUUGCACAUUAAUGGACAUCCUCUGAAGCUUCACAUCUCAGGUUUUACUGUUACAUCUUUUAUACACCGUAUAAAAUCAUCUACAUCAAGCUACACUUGUAUAUCUGGUAUGACGGCUCUGUAACACUGAUCAUCAUGUGUGUCAUCAGAGAAACGUCUGGAAAUGGAAAUAAGAAAUUUAGGAGKAAGCUGCAUUUUGUUUUUAGGAAGUUCAUUAUUUGGUGAUGGUGAAAACAUUUCAAAUUACCAAUCAGAAACUGCGCAUGCAAGAACAACAACAGGAACACAGUAAUGUUGUCUCCACUGUCAUAGUAUUUCUGUUCUGACAUCCGUACUGCAGGACUACUGUGUCGUUCCUCCUGGGAUGCCUUAAAUGAUCAAGCAUCUAAAUUGUUUGACAUAAUUGAUGGCUAAACUUGUGUAUUAGAUUGAGUGAAUUGGUUGUAAUAAAUAUAAGACUUUAAGCACGCUUUAUAGAUCUUGUUUGCCUGUAAGGAGAGUAAAUUUACAAGUCUGGAGAUAAAUUUAGAUCAAAUUGUGUAGCCAUAGGUGGAUUUUUGCUAAAAUAGAGCUAAAGAAUCAGUGCGUUAGCACCAAAUUAGAAUAGUGAAUCCACACUACACUAGCUGCUAUUUUCAGGAGGGAUGGGUGAUUAUUUGUCAUUAAUGCACAAAAGCACUUAUUUUUGCUCUAAAUCAGUGUAAAUCGCACAGAGUAAUUUAUUGAUGAAUGCAUUUAUAAUGAAAAUAUAUAGCAAAAUAUAUAUGUUUUUUUCUUUAGAAUUGAAUUAUGAGCUGAAUCAGUUUUAGAAAGUGGAAAGGCUUCUUGAUAGUGAUCUUAUAAUAAUCUUCAAUAACUCACUGACAUGAAAAACUACACUCUCGAUCACUACAACUUACUUAUAUGGAGGUACAGCUGCAGGGCGCCAAUUUGCACACUAAGCAAAGACAACACUGUAAUAACAGGAAGGAGGGUAUAGUACCCCGACCUGCAGUUUUCAAUCUGCCCUGUACUGCCUUGGAAACACUUGCCAGCUUUCCUCGACUGUCUCAUUCAUUAGAGCUGAAAAGGGCAAAAAAAUACAGGAUCAGCACUCAACCUCUUAAACCAUUUGGAUCAGGCAGAACACCAGGAUGCUAAUGGAAAUCUUAAAGGGGAAUUACACUCAAAAGGAAACAAACAAGUUGCUCUUUUUCCAUGAUCUAUUGUCGGGGAUAAGUGUGAACACAAAUCAGAAAGGUGCUAUUUUCUGCAAAUAAAUAUGUAUGACACAUCUGUUUUAGUCUUAUGUUCAUUUUACUCUUUUGUCAUUUGUACUAGAACUGCUUUGGGUGUUUCUAACUCUGCUGAUAGUGUCUAGCACUCAGGUUUAAAACCAGUUAACUUACACUUUAAAGUACACAAUGACAAUGUUCUUAAAAAAUGUUGCUGCUUUCAAAUAAAAAAAUUAUAAAAAUUACAGGA